Cajanus cajan (pigeon pea) is the source of this 2891-nucleotide messenger RNA. RefSeq names its product G-type lectin S-receptor-like serine/threonine-protein kinase At1g11410. Gene Ontology annotation, cellular component: plasma membrane. The record is from RefSeq and is a predicted model, not a curated record. Lineage: Eukaryota; Viridiplantae; Streptophyta; Magnoliopsida; Fabales; Fabaceae. Gene Ontology annotation, biological process: protein phosphorylation; recognition of pollen. Gene Ontology annotation, molecular function: ATP binding; protein serine/threonine kinase activity.
AAAUUCCACGUCCAAAUAAUUCUUAUAAGGUUUUCCCAAACACCAUUCACAAUUAAACACCGACAUUGAACUGCAUCUGCAACUGCAACACCAUGAAGUUGUUUUCCUUUCAUAAAGAGCUUCUCACUCCGUUUUUUCUUCUCACGUUCCUCUACCCUUCUUGCCACUCACUACUCCACACCAUCACCGCAAACCACCCCAUCAAAGACGGCGACGUUUUGCUCUCCAGCGACCGAGGAAACUUUGCACUCGGUUUCUUCAGCCCGCCAAACUCCACAAACCGAUACGUUGGAAUCUGGUACAACAAAAUCUCCGAGCAAACGGUGGUGUGGGUCGCCAACAGAGACACUCCUCUCAUCGACACUUCCGGUGUUCUCUCCAUCAACACCCACGGAAACCUCGUACUCCACCACAACACCACCAACACCAAAACCAACACCCUUUGGUCCUCCAACGCUUCAAUCGCAUCCAGCAACGUUGCAGUUUCAGCCAAGCUUUUGGACACUGGAAAUUUAGUUUUGAUCCAAAACGACAACAACAGCAUCGUCCUAUGGCGGAGUUUCGAUUACCCCAGCAACACCAUGCUUCCUUUCAUGAAACUCGGGGUGGACCGCAAAACCGGUCUGAACCGGUUUUUAAUAUCCUGGAAAUCCGCGGAUGACCCGGGAACCGGGAAGAUGACAUAUAAAAUCGACCCGACCGGGUUUCCACAACUGUUUCUUUACAAAGACAAGGUGCCGUUAUGGCGGGUGGGGUCAUGGACGGGUGAGAGAUGGAGCGGGGUACCCGAGAUGACUCCGAAUUUCAUUUUCAAUAUAAGCUUCGUGAACGACGAGGACGAGGUUUGGAUAAUGUACGGAGUUAAAGACCCGAUGGUUUUCUCUAGAAUGGUGCUGGAAGACACAGGUCACGUGAGGAGGACGACGUGGCAGGGUGAGGAGCGGAGGUGGUUUGAGAUAUGGAACGGGCCGAAGGAGGAGUGCGACAGCUUCAGACGGUGCGGGUCGAACUCGAACUGCGACCCGUACCAGGCGGAGAAGUUCGUGUGCGAGUGUUUCCCGGGGUUCGAGCCCAGGUCCGAGAGGGAGUGGUACCUGAGGGACGGGUCGGGUGGGUGCGUGCGGAAGAGGAACGUGUCCACGUGCGGGAGCGGGGAGGGCUUCGUGGGGGUGGCACGUGUGAAGGUGCCCGACACUUCGAAGGCGCGCGUGGCUCCGAUGAUGGGGAUGCGUGAGUGCAGGGAGAGGUGCUUGAGGGAUUGCACGUGUGCGGCUUACACGAGUGCGAAUGAGAGCUCGGAGAGUGGGUGUCUUACUUGGCACGGUGACAUGGAGGACACCAGGACAUACACGCAAGUCGGACAAACAUUGUACGUUCGUGUGGAUGCGCUUGAAUUAGCUAAAUAUGAAAAACAUCCGUAUGGUUCUCUAGGCAAGAAGGGAAUGGUGGCAGUUUUAUCCAUUGCUACUUUCUUCAUAUUGUUUUUGGGGAUUAUUUUCGUGUAUUGGUUUAUAAAAGCCAGGAAACAAGGGAUAAGAAGGGACCGCAAGUACUCCUUCCGUCUUAGCUUUGAGGACUCUACCGAUCUACAAGAAUUUGAAUCUACAAAAAAUUCAGAUUUACCAUUCUUUGAUCUUAACUCCAUAGCUGCUGCAACAGACAAUUUCUCUGAUGCUAACAAGCUUGGCCAAGGAGGUUUUGGUUCUGUUUAUAAGGGUCUGUUGAGUAAUGGAUUGGAAAUAGCAGUGAAGAGACUGUCAAAGUACUCUGGACAAGGCAUAGAAGAGUUUAAAAAUGAGGUUGUUUUGAUCUCAAAGCUCCAACACAGAAAUCUUGUGAGGAUCUUAGGUUGCUGCAUUCAAGGACAGGAGAAGAUGUUAAUCUAUGAGUAUUUGCCUAACAAAAGUUUGGACUCUUUAAUUUUUGAUGAAGCUAAAAGGUCUCAACUAGACUGGAGUAAACGAUUUGAUAUCAUCUGUGGGAUUGCUAGAGGGAUCUUGUACCUUCAUCAAGAUUCACGAUUGAGAAUCAUUCAUAGAGACCUAAAAGCCAGCAAUGUCUUGCUGGACUCUUCAUUGAAUCCCAAAAUUGCAGAUUUUGGGAUGGCAAGAAUAUUUGGUGGAGACCAAGUUGAAGCAAACACAAAUCGUGUUGUUGGAACAUAUGGCUAUAUGUCACCAGAAUAUGCCAUGGAAGGACAAUUUUCGAUAAAGUCUGAUGUAUACAGCUUCGGAGUUUUACUUCUAGAGAUCAUCACAGGCAGAAAGAAUAGUGGUCAAUACGAAGACAUUACAGCCACAAAUUUAGUUGGACAUAUAUGGGAUCUAUGGAGAGAAGGCAAAACCAUGGAGAUUGUUGAUGAAUUCUUAGGAGACUCAUGCUGUGACCAAGAAGUUCAAAGAUGCAUCCAAAUUGGGCUUUUAUGUGUGCAAGAUUAUGCCGUUGACAGACCAUCUAUGUCAGCAGUUGUUUUCAUGUUGGGUAAUGACUCAACUCUUCCUGCUCCAAAACAACCGGCUUUUAUUUUCAAGAAAACUAAUUAUGAGAGUUCAAAUCCAUCAACCAGUGAAGGACUUUAUUCAGUUAAUGAUGUAAGUAUCACUAUGAUUGAUGCUCGCUGAAGGCAAAGGUUCUUGGAAUAUGUGGAAAACCCUGUAUGCUAUUGUAUGGAGUUAGUGUCAUAAAUCGAACAAUAAAUACUGCCAAAAUAUUGUAUAUGAUAAUUCAUGUAUUAUACAAUUUGGAAUAAUGAUGUAAAAAUCAAGGGUAAUGCGGGAUCGAGGUUCCCUGCGUUUAACUUCUUGUUGAAUAGCUACACUGCUCUAAUCUAAGCAGAUUUUUGUAUAAACAUGAACUAUAAAUCUUGUUAAUAAGAGUAGGCAUUGAUGUUA